AUGUCAUCACAAGUGCCGACCGUCGCAUUCCAAAGACUCAAAAAAGAUUACCAGAGACUUCUAAAAGAGCCAGUUCCAUACAUGAAAGCUGCUCCAUUAGAAACCAACAUUCUAGAGUGGCGGUACAUCAUCAUUGGAGCACCGAAGACGCCGUAUGAAGGUGGUAUCUAUCAGGGGAAACUGCUUUUCCCGAAAGAUUUUCCGUUCAAACCUCCGGCAAUUCUCAUGCUCACUCCGAAUGGAAGAUUCCAGGUCAAUACCCGUCUGUGUUUGUCGAUUUCCGACUACCAUCCCGAUACGUGGAACCCGGCUUGGACGGUGUCGACCAUCAUCACUGGUCUCAUGUCAUUCAUGAAUGACAAUCAGCCAACACUGGGUUCGGUCGUCACUUCGGAAUCAGAACGUCGUCUUCUGGCCAAAAAAUCGAAACAGUUUAAUAUGAAGGACAAAACUUUCUGCUCCCUUUUCCCAGAAGAGGCGGAUCAGAUUCGUGAGGAGAUUGAAAAGAUGAAUCAAGAGGAGCUGGAUAGUAUCAAGGAGGAAGAAACCGCUCUGAGAAAUCGACGCAGAGGCGACGCAUCGCGCGGAGUUCCCCGACUAUCUUCAUUUUUGUCGAAUAUGAUGAUGAUUGCAGGCGUGGCGACAUAUCUACUGGUUGCCGGCGCUUUUUGCUCAAUUUGCACACUUGCUGUGAUUUUUAAUUGUGGAUGGGACGAUAAUCGAACGGAACUGAAGAAUGAACGAUCUCCAUAUUCACUACCAUCGACUGCAGUUUUUCCGGAAACAUUCCUCUUCGUGUCAGUCCUCUCCUCACCAAACGAAACCGAUCGACGGCAGAAUGUUCGUGAAACGUGGUUCCGACUCUCUGCGAAAGGUCCCUCGGUUUUCAUUACGAGAUUCAUGGUUGGAACGAUGGGAUUAACUGGAGAGGAACGAAAAGAGUUGGACGAGGAGAAUGAGAAAUUCGGAGAUUUGUCUUUCUUGGAGAGACACGAAGAGUCGUAUGAUAAACUGGCGAAAAAAACGCUGGCUAGUUUUGUUCAUGCUCAUGAACAUUUCAAGUUCAAGUUCUUCCUCAAAACUGAUGCUGACUCAUUCGUCCGGAUCACUCCGCUUAUAAUGAAUCUGAAAACUGUUCAACACCCAAUGCUCUACUGGGGAUUCCUUGAUGGCCGUGCUAAACCGUUCCGAAAAGGAAAAUGGAAAGAACCAGAGUGGAAUCUCUGCGAUCGAUAUCUUCCAUAUCAACUCGGUGGUGGAUAUAUUCUGUCUUAUGAGCUUGUUCGAUUCCUUGCCACGAAUGCUCCACUCUUCCGAAUCUACAGAAAUGAAGAUGUUUCAGUGGGUGCCUGGUUGGCAGGUCUCGAUGUGAAAUAUGUGCAUGAUCCACGAUUCGAUACUGAAUGGAUAUCUCGAGGAUGCAGUAAUGAGUAUCUUAUUACUCACAAGCAUACGAUGGAGGAAAUGACCGAAAUGUACAAUAAUCUGAAGACAAGUGGAAGAUUGUGCACAAAAGAAUUCCAACGCCGUCUUUCUUACGUCUACGAUUUCUCCAAAGCCCCCAGCGAGUGCUGCACCAGAAUCAACGGGACCAAUAUUCCAUAA
Caenorhabditis remanei is the source of this 1605-nucleotide messenger RNA. RefSeq lists its product as uncharacterized. The transcript is spliced from 7 exons. Gene Ontology annotation, cellular component: membrane. NCBI's taxonomy places the organism in Eukaryota, Metazoa, Nematoda, Chromadorea, Rhabditida, Rhabditidae. Gene Ontology annotation, molecular function: UDP-galactosyltransferase activity. The record is from RefSeq and is a predicted model, not a curated record. Bases 1 to 1605 code for a protein of 534 amino acids. Gene Ontology annotation, biological process: glycosaminoglycan biosynthetic process.